CCUUUGAUAGUAAGAGGCGGCUCUUGCAGUUGCUCCCCCCCCCCCUCGGACUCGGGAAAUCUUCAUUCAAGGAGUUUUGUCAAUGGGAAGAGAGUCCUGCUGAUCUCUCCCGUCGCGGGCUGCGCUGACGUCACUAACGAGGCGAUAAAUAUCUGUUGAUAUAAUUGGAUGUGAGAUUCUGGGCCGCGAUAGCAGGACGCUGCCCAUUGCUGCUCCCCAACGGCCCCCAUGAUUUAUUCAGCAGUGGAUCGGGGCACGCAAGCGAGCUGUCAAGGAAGCGUCAGCUUAUUAGGCAAGGGCUGCGUGAUUCCAGAAGAGGGUCUAACCUAUAAAAAUCACGCGCCGGGACUCUGACUGGGGAGCCUUCUGAUCACCCGGGCGGCAGGAGAGGCUCCGGGAGACGCGCGUCCGGACAGGAAGGGGGAGCCCGGUCCGCCAGCACUGACUUCACCCCUCCGACUUGACCGCGCCCGCAUUUCUAAGACCUGGCCGCUGAAAGAUGAAGAUCCAGCUGCUGGUCUCGACGGGGAUCCUGCUGGUCGCUCUCUCGCCUUGCCAUGAGUGCCGAGCCCUCAGCAAGGGCGCCCCGGCCGCCGACCCCGCUCCGCAGCAGCAGCCCGACCUUCUCCAGGCGCGGCCCCCGUCGCUGCCCGUGUUGCUGCGCAUGGGGGAAGAGUAUUUCCUGCGCUUGGGCAACCUGCGCAAGACCCCCGCCGCCGCCGCCGCCUCCUCCUCCUCCUCGCCCCUCGGCUCGGCUUCCUUGGGCUCGGGCGGCAGCAGCAGCAGCAGCCGGCACCUCGCCGCGUCCGCCUCGGCCGGCAACUUUUUCCGAGCAGCUGUGCAACAGCUGCAGCACCUGUCGCCUCUGCCGGAGCGCUCGCUAGAGGGCCCCGCCGAGCCCUGGGAGGGCGAAGGGGGCGAAGCCGACGGCGCCCACCUGGAAGAGCCGCCGCGGGGGAAGCGCUCCGAAGAGCCGCCCAUCUCCCUGGACCUCACUUUCCACCUCCUCCGGGAAGUCUUGGAGAUGGCCCGGGCGGAGCAGCUGGCGCAGCAAGCCCACAGCAACAGGAAACUGAUGGAAAUCAUCGGGAAGUGAAGCGCGCCCGCCCCGCCGCCCUCCCCGACCAAAGAGACCCUCCGACCAGCUCCCCGGCCCCACAGCAGCCGUCCCGACCCGUCCUUUUUAUCCCCCCCCCCCCCGCUUUCUCGGUAGAGCGGCGCGGUGCGCCCGCCGCCCCAGCCCGGCCGUCGCCCUCCCCUCGCAUGCCCCGCGCCGCCCUCCCCUCCCCGCCGCGCCUCCCGUAGUUUGUCGCGCCCCGUCGUCCCGUCCCUUCCUUUGCCUCCCCGGGCCAAGGCGGGGGGCGUCUCGGGCGGUGGGGGGGGGCUCCGGCGGGUCAGCCGCUGGCAGCGGGUUAAAGAGAGAGGGGGAGGGGGGUCCCGCCUGGCGGGGUGGGGCGCGGUGGGGCGAGGCGAGGCGGGGGAGCCGGCCGGGGCCUCUCUGUGUUCGCGACUUGGCGUCUCCUCUUCUGCCUUCUUUCUUCUUUGUAAACAUUUCCCCAAAUAAAACAUCUUUUCAGCGCUCGGUCAGUUGGGGUGUGGAAGAGAAUGUUUAAUAUUUAUAUUUUUAAUAAAAGCUG
Messenger RNA from Sphaerodactylus townsendi, 1637 nucleotides. RefSeq names its product corticotropin releasing hormone (gene CRH). The transcript has 2 exons. The coding region runs from base 500 to 1096 and encodes 198 amino acids. Gene Ontology annotation, cellular component: extracellular region. Gene Ontology annotation, biological process: positive regulation of cortisol secretion; negative regulation of epinephrine secretion; negative regulation of glucagon secretion. Lineage: Eukaryota; Metazoa; Chordata; Lepidosauria; Squamata; Sphaerodactylidae. The record is from RefSeq and is a predicted model, not a curated record. Gene Ontology annotation, molecular function: corticotropin-releasing hormone activity.